ACUCCGUUAGGCCCAGCCCAUUAUUCUCCAACUUUGCCGCCCAAACUCCAAGCGCGUUCAUUUUCCCUCUCCUUCUUCUUCACACUCCCACGAGGCCUAGGGUUUCUAAUCCCUCCAAUUUCUUCUCGAAAUCUCAAAGAAGGAAAAUGGCCAACGACGACGACGACAUCCCCAAAACCCCCAACAAAAGAACGACAAGAUCAUCCUCCUCCUCCCUCAGUUCACCCCCAAAACCCCCGGCCGGAACCCUAACCCUAGUCCCAUCCGAUGGCCUCACGUUCUCUCGGACCUCCAUUUCUCUUGAGAACUUGCUCUCGAGCCUCCCCGGCCGCCGAGCCCAAAUCCUCGACGUCCUGCGACUGAUCGGUCCCGUAGACUCCCCAAUGCUGCCCAUCCUUCUCUACGGCGGAGCUUCGACCGGAAAAACCAGCACCAUCCUCAAAAUCUUUCACCACCUCAACCGCCCUUUCAUCUACGUAAGCUGCCGAUCUUGUUACAACCCCCGAAUCCUAUUCGAAUCGGUACUCAAUCAGUUGGCUUUUCAUAGAAAGAGCGAGAGCAACGGGUACUCGAGCGCGAGGAGGUGCGAGAGGGCGUCGGAGUUUGUCAAUUUGCUGAGAGAUUCUUUGGUUCAGGUGUUGAAUGAUCUCGGGAAGGGGAAAAAGAAAGCGGGUUGUGGGAAGACGACCUAUCUGGUGUUUGAUAAUGUGGAGGUUAUUAGAUCGUGGGAUGGGAAUGCUAGUGUUUUGUCCUUGUUGUUUAGGAUCAAUGAUAUUUUGAGAAUUCCUGAAGUGGGCUUUGUCUAUAUCAGUAGUUCGACGCCCGAGGGUUACUAUUUGAGUACGGGGUCGACAGAACCCGUGACAGUCUAUUUCCCCGAUUACACUGUGGAGGACCUUCAUGCUAUAUUUAUGAGAAAUCAAGAAAACCCGAAGCUGUAUUCCUCUUUCUUAAGUGUUGUAUUGAAGCCUUUUUAUAGAAUUACGAGGCGGCUCGAUGAGUUGUUAAUUGCCUUGGAACCUUUGUUUCAAAAGUACUGCGAACCUUUAACUGAUCCAAGAUUGGUUCCUGAUGAGCCGACAAAGAGAAGGCUGUUUGAUAACCUUCAGCCUCACCUAUUAUCUGCUUUAAAUGAGACUUUCAAGGUGCCUUCUUGGUCUUCUCUUGAUGCUGCAAAGGAAGGAAUUAGUAAUAAGAAGUUGAAUUCACGGAGAAUAGGUGGGAAAGAGGCUUCUAAUGAGUUGGAUUUUCAUAUGUCGGUGUCUGCUAAGUACCUUCUUCUAUCUGCCUUUCUUGCUUCGAGGAAUCCUGCUACCCUCGAUGCAGCAUUGUUUGACUCAACUGGAGGAUCUAACAACCGGAGGCGCAAGAGAAAGAGUUCUCAGACAUCAAUCGACCAGAAAGAUGCUAUGGCACAAGAAAUACUUAUGAAGGGACCUGGAACUUUUCCAUUGGAGAGGCUAUUAGCAAUUUUUCAGUGCAUUGCAUCGGUGGCAGAAGAUGUAUUUGAUGAAGAACCUCAAGAAGAAGGAAUUAUGAGUGGAGGCGGGAAGGUUGGUCUAAUGUCUGAUGUUUUAUUGCAGCUGUCUACUCUUUGCAAUGCCAACUUUUUAUGCAAGAGUGGGAGCUGCCCAUUAGAAGGUUCCACCAGAUAUCGUUCUACUGUUGAUGAAGAAAUGGCUCUGAAGGUUGCAAGGAGUAUAAACUUUCCCCUUUCAAAAUACAUAUAUAGAAGAUAGGCUUUAAAUUCGCAAUUUUACAGUGUAUCAUAGUAAGGUGACAUUGACAAUCGACUGAGAUCUGUGUCAACCAUCUUUAGGAUAAUGUUCAAGCUCUCUCAUGCUAUUAUGACAAUGGUUUGCUAUUAGGACUUUAGAUCCAAGAUGCAUCUUUUUCUCUCUGUGCAAUCAAACAUAUGAUUUUUUUUCUGUCUUAAUUUUUGCAUUGAUCUCA
Messenger RNA from Asparagus officinalis (garden asparagus), 1953 nucleotides. Its product is annotated as origin of replication complex subunit 1. Gene Ontology annotation, biological process: DNA replication initiation; DNA replication. The record is from RefSeq and is a predicted model, not a curated record. The transcript has 5 exons. Gene Ontology annotation, cellular component: nuclear origin of replication recognition complex; nucleus. Bases 147 to 1739 code for a protein of 530 amino acids. Lineage: Eukaryota; Viridiplantae; Streptophyta; Magnoliopsida; Asparagales; Asparagaceae. Gene Ontology annotation, molecular function: DNA replication origin binding.